This is a messenger RNA of Acipenser ruthenus (sterlet), 2058 nucleotides long. RefSeq names its product zinc finger protein 436-like. Gene Ontology annotation, biological process: regulation of transcription by RNA polymerase II. Gene Ontology annotation, molecular function: RNA polymerase II cis-regulatory region sequence-specific DNA binding; DNA-binding transcription factor activity. NCBI's taxonomy places the organism in Eukaryota, Metazoa, Chordata, Actinopteri, Acipenseriformes, Acipenseridae. The annotation marks the transcript as partial. The record is from RefSeq and is a predicted model, not a curated record. The transcript has a single exon.
CUAUUAAUACAUCAGCGAAUACACACUGGAGAGAGACUGUAUCACUGCACUGACUGUGGGAAGAGUUUCAGUCGAUCAGGACAACUUGUAACACACCAGCGAAUUCACACAGGAGAGAAACCAUAUUACUGCUCUGACUGUGGGAAGAGUUUCAGGGAUUCAACAGACCUUGUAAAACACCAGAGAACUCACACAGGAGUAAAGCCAUAUCACUGCUCCGACUGUGGUAAAAGUUUCAGUCAGUCAGGACAACUUGGAAAACAUCAGCGGAUUCACACAGGAGAAAAAACGUUUCAUUGCUCUGACUGUGGGAAGAGUUUCAGUUCGUUAGCAAACCUUGUUUCACACCAGCGAAUUCACUCAGGAGAGAAACCGUAUCACUGCUCUAACUGUGGGAAAAGUUUCCGUCACUCAGCAUCCUUUGCUGUACACCGGCGCAUUCACACAGGAGAGAAACCGUAUCACUGCUCUCACUGUGGGAAGAGUUUCAGACGGUCGGGACACCUUGUUUCACACCAGCGUAUUCACACAGGAGAGAAACCGUACCGCUGCUCUGACUGUGGAAAGACUUUCAGACGGUCGGGACACCUUGUUUCACACCGGCGCGUUCACACAGGAGAGAAACCGUACCGCUGCUCUGAUUGUGGGAAGAGUUUCAGUCAGUCAAGAUCCCUUGUUACACACCAGCAAAUUCACACAGGAGAGAAAAAAAAAAGAAAAUGUAAAUAAUGUUCCUGCAUAAAAAUAACUUUUAUCCAUUUUGCUUCCUGGCAUUUCAGCACAGCAGUGUGCUGCUGAAUAGUGUGGCUGCCCAAGCCGAGGAGACAGUCAGAACAAAUCCUUAAAUGGAAUUUACUAGUGUAACGACCUCACCCUUAGCACAAAGCCAACCACUAUGGAGUGAUUACCUCCCUAUAUUAAAUAUAUCCCAUGACAAAAACAAGUUCGACAAACAGCUGUUUAAAGGGGUGAUCUCAAAUGCAAAAAUCCAAGUUAGGAGAAGCAAUUAGGCCAAUCUUGUCAAGCAAAUAGGCACAAUUGGAAAGGUGCUGGGGCCCAAGAUUCACACAAUUCUUGCUUCUAACUUGGCGCCUUUUUUUUGAUCGCUUCGCUCCACUUUAUCGCUCCUCUUGAAAUGCUCUUUGUAUGAUUGAAGUGACUGAGACACACACUCACAUUGUAAUACGAAAGACAUAAUUUCGGAUUGGAUCAGAAUCUGAGUGCUCAUGUUCAACACUGUGUUGUUGUUGUUUUUUUUUUGUUUUUUUUAGUUUUUUUUAAUAAAUAGAGCUAUUAAAAAAUGAUAUGUCCAAACUACAAAGUAAAAUGCGCAAUGCAAAUUUAGGACACAGUGUAAAUGCUCUUAUUGGAAGUCCAGGAAUGCUGAAUUCAGCUCCAUCGAUUGCUAUGAGCUACAGCUGUAUCACAGAGCAGCUCUCCUGGUAAACCCUUUGAAGGAGGAAACAAACUGCUAUUGUUAAUUAUUUUGCAUAGAAUGGCACAAGGCAGCUGUAAUAGAGUAAAUGUAGAUGCGCUUUUAGACUGUGUGUUGCUGCUAGCCCCACCCUGUGCAAAUUCAAAGUGUAAAACCAGAUAACACAACGAGCAGGGCACAAGCUAAGCGAUGAGCUGUAUUUGAUUAGGGAAAUAAAAGCUGUUUACUUUGACUAUCUGCGUCAGUCUGGAUUCUUAUAGAAAUCAAAUGUAAGACAACAAAUAUACUAGAAGUGUCAGGGGUGGAAGUUGCAGGUUGAGAUUUUAGAGUCAGUGUUUCCCUGCAUGCAUCACUGUGAGCAGCUCCUUCCUCCAGACACAGACCCACACUGGAAUGUUUAGAUGACUGGGUGUGAGGAGCCUUGUGUUAACAAUGGGAGAACUGGGCUGACUGGGGAGGUAACUGCUACUGCCUAUUUCAAUAGUCUUAUUACUGUGUUGUUACAUUAUGGACAGCAGUGGUGCUCUGGCUCCCUCUUGUGGUCACUAUUAAUAUCUGCUGUGUGUCUCUCGGAGGUCAAAUUAAUUGCUCUUUGUCAUUAAAAUGCUGUUUUUAUCAUCAAA